CCAGACCUUAAAAUACACUAGUGUUUCUGCUCCUGAGGUUAUCACUUAUUUCUUGGUGUAGCUCUCACCUUCCUGUGAUUUGGACUUUGAAGAAGAAUCUUCGGUGAUCCCGGAGCUUGGACAGCCAAUGGUGCAGUGCUUUCAAGUGAAGAGGUCUUGCUGAUGGAUUUAUAGCAGUCUCAAGCUACUGUUGUGAUUUCUCUUCAUUUUCUGGCCUGAAAGGACAUUCAGAGAAAGAGGAAGAAAUGGCAGUUUCACAGUGCUCAGUGACCUAUGAAGAUGUAACUAUGAUAUUCACUCCAGAGGAGUGGACACUAUUAAAUCCUUCAGAGAAGAAACUCUACAGAGAUGUGAUGUGGGAAACUUUUAGGAACUUUCUCUCAGUAGAAAAAUUACAAAAGGACCAUUCCAACAAAGAGCAGCAGCAUAACCAUCAAGGAACUAAACAAAGUAACACAGUGAAAAUCACUGACAUCAAAGAGAGAAGUCAAAGUGGUGAAAAAACUCAAGGUGAAGAAUACAACAGAGUAUUUAAUUACUCUAGUCAUCUUCAAAAACAUAAAAUAAUUCAUAUUAGAGAGAAGCUUUAUGAAUGUAAACAUCGGAAAACAUUCAGUCAGUACAGUUCUUUUGGAGAACAUAAAAGAGUGCACAGGAGAGAAAAACCCUAUAGGCAAAGCACUUUUCUUCAGAAACACAAAAGAACUCACAGUGGAGAGAAACCCUAUGAAUGUGAAGAACAUAGUAAAACAUUUGGUUGCCCCAGUCAUCUUCAAAGACAUAAAAUAACUCAAAGUGGAGAGAAACUCUAUGAAUGUAAACAAUGUAGUAAAACAUUCAGGCAUUCCAGUAAUCUUCAGGUACAUGAAAGAACGCACAGUGGAGAGAAACCCUAUGAAUGUAAACAAUGUAGCAAGGCAUUCAGUUCUUCCAGUUCUCUUCGGGUUCAUGAAAGAACUCACAGUGGAGAGAAACCCUAUGAAUGUAAACAAUGUUGUAAAACAUUCAGGCAUUCUGGUCAUCUUCAGGUACAUGAAAGAACUCACAGUGGAGAGAAACCCUAUGAAUGUAAACAAUGUAGUAAAACAUUCAGUCAAGCUAGUCAUCUUAGGGUACAUGAAAGAACUCACAGUGGAGAAAAACCUUAUGAAUGUAUACAAUGUAGUAAAACAUUCAGUUGUUCCAGUCAUCUUAGGGUACAUGAAAGAACUCACAGUGGAGAGAAACCCUAUGAAUGUAAACAAUGUAGGAAAACAUUCAGUCAGGCCUGUCAUCUUAGGGUACAUGAAAGAAUUCAUAGUGGAGAGAAACCCUAUGAAUGUAAACUAUGUAGGAAAAUGUUCAGUCAGGCCUAUCAUCUUAGGGUACAUGAAAGAAUUCACAGUGGAGAGAAACCCUAUGAAUGUAAACAAUGUAGGAAAAUGUUCAGUCAGGCCUAUCAUCUUAGGGUACAUGAAAGAAUUCACAGUGGAGAGAAACCCUAUGAAUGUAAACAAUGUAGGUAAACAUUUAGUUGUUACAGUACUCUUCAGUUACAUGAAAGAACUCACAGUAGAGUGGUCUGGGAGGUGGUGCAGCAAUAAAGCUUUGGACUCUCAAGCAUGAGGUCCUGAGUUCGAUCCCCAGUAGCACAUGUGCCAGAGUGAUGUCUGGUUCUUUCUCCUAUCUCAUAGAUAAAAUAUUUUUUAAAAAAAGAACUCACAUUAGAGAGAAACCCUAUGAAUGUAAAAAAUGUAAAACACUCAGGUAUUUCAGUAAUCUUCGGGAACAUGAUAGAAUUCACAGUGAAAAUAAAGCCUAUGAAUGUAAACAAUGUAGUAAAACAUUCAGUCAAUGCAGUUCUCUUCAGAAUCAUGAAAGAACUCACGGUGACUAGAAACCCUAGGAACACCCAGCUGUUGGAGAUGAUGUCGUGGAAAGGGCCUCAACAUUGCAGUUUGUAAAUGGGUUCUACCCCCUAUCAAAAAUAUUAUGUAGAUUCAUCAUACAUUAGAUUUGACAUAACUUAUCAAUGCCCAAUCCUUUUCCUUGCGAUUUACUUAGGAAAAAUAAGAACACCUAUGCCAUAUAUAUCCGCUUGAGUAAAACUUGAAUACAUCUUGAGUGAGAUAAGCCAAAAAUAGAAACAAAUAUCAGUGAUCUCAAUUAUUAAUGGGACUUAAUAGAGACCUUUGAAUCCAACCAUAUUGUGAAUUGUCUCAGGAGUAGAGCAAGUACCUUGCAUCCAUUAAGCACUGGGCAUAAUACUUUGUUUCAUAUACAAAUAAGAUAAUAAAGUGGAAACCAGACUGUGGCACACCUGAUUAUAAAUGCACAUAGUACCAAAUGUAAGGACUUGCACAAGAUGAGGAUUAAAACUCCCAGCUCCUCGCCUAUAAGGGGUUUGCUUAAAAUGCAGUGAAGCAGGUUUGUCUGUUUUUCUCCCUCUCUAUGUUAUCAUCUAUAUUUAGUGUAGAAAGAUAGCCAAAAGUUGAGAUAAAGGGGGAUAUAGUGAAGGAGAGGGAGCACUGCUUCACUUGUGAAGCUUUCCUUCUGUAGGUGGGGACUGGGGACUUGAACCCAUAACCUCAUAUUUCUCUUAGUAGAAGGCAAAGUAAUUCAUUGAAAGAAACUUCCUUGUUCUUAGUGCCUGUUGAGUCAUGUUCAACAUACUUAUUAGGGGAUAGGUGGUGGCAUCCCUGGUUGGUCACACAUGUUACAAUGUGCUAGAACCCGGGUUCAAGCCCCUGGUCCACACCUGCAGUGGGAAAGCUUCACAAGUGUUGAAGCAGUGCUGCAGGUGUCUCUCUGUCUCUUUCCCUCUUUGUAUCCCCCUUCCUCUCAAUUUCUGGCUGUCUCUAUACAAUAAAAAU
Erinaceus europaeus (western European hedgehog) is the source of this 2852-nucleotide messenger RNA. RefSeq names its product zinc finger protein 14-like. Bases 246 to 1505 code for a protein of 419 amino acids. Gene Ontology annotation, biological process: regulation of DNA-templated transcription. The transcript has 5 exons. NCBI's taxonomy places the organism in Eukaryota, Metazoa, Chordata, Mammalia, Eulipotyphla, Erinaceidae. The record is from RefSeq and is a predicted model, not a curated record.